CAUCAGUCUACGCAAGACCGUCAAACUGGACGUAACGUGUUUUUUCGAUUAGAAACGGAAUAGUAAUCCCGAUUAUCUACAAUGGCGGCUGGCAAAAUACCCGAUUGGGUCACCGCUGAACUUUUUGAAGAUGUGCUCAAAUCGAAUGUGGACGGGUACGCGAAAGUGCGUAAUUUCAAGCCGGAAAUUGGAUCCGCGGCAGGUGACAACUACGCCACUAUUAUGUUGCGAGUAAAGAUCGAAGUGGAGCUUCAGGAUGGCACCACCAAAGAGGUGUCGUAUAUGGUCAAGCUGCCACAUCAGCAGGAGAUCUACAAGGAAAUGAUGAAGCACACCGACAUCUUCGAAAUCGAGCGCACCAUGUACAACCAGGUGGUUCCGGAGAUGGAGGCUCUUUAUAAGGCGGCCGGAGUGGAGGUCACGUUUGGAGCCAAGAGCUACGAGCUGAAAAAUGCCCAAACCGAAUACAUAGCUCUGGAGGAUCUGUGCAUCAAGGGAUUUAAGAACGCCAAUCGCCUCGAGGGCCUCGACCAAGCGCACUCGGAGCGGGUUCUCCGGAAGUUGGCCCAGUGGCAUGCUGCAACGGCCGUAAGGGUGGCCACCAAGGGGCAGUAUCCGGAAAUCGUGCUGAGGGGAUUCUUCAAGGAGGAAAACAGGCCGAUGAUGAACGACAUGAUGGACGGCAUGGGAAAGGUGUUUCUCAAAUGCUGUGCCACCUACGAUGGUAACGAGGCGUACAUCGAACAAGUCAAAGCUAUUAAGCCCGUGGUGAUAGACGAGUUGUUCAAGAUGUGCGUAGUGGAUCCAACAGAGUUCAAUGCCCUGAACCACGGCGAUACAUGGUCCAACAACAUUAUGUUCCAGUACGAUGAGUCUGGCACAAUCAAGGAGGUCUACAUGGUCGACUUUCAGGUCUCGAAGUACGGCACUGUUGCUCAGGACCUGUUUUACUUUCUGAUUUCGUCCACAAAGCUGGAGGACAAGCUGAGCAAAUUCGAUUACUACGUUAAGGUGUACCAUGAUAACCUAGUGGAGCACCUGAAAAUCCUUAAAUAUUCCAAACCAUUGCCAAGCCUGCGAGACAUCCAUAAGUCCCUGUUCAAGUACGGAACUUUUGCAUACUCCGUGGCCACAGGUGUAAUGGCAGCCGUUCUCUUGGAUCCAACUGAAAACGCCAGUUUGGAGAACUUCGUUGGCGAUUCCGCUGAGGGUGUGGACUUCCAGAUGAAAAUGUACAAUAAUCCCCGCUAUCGGAAGCACAUACAGGUCAUCCUGCCCUGGCUGCUCAAUCGCGGUGCCCUGGACGUCAAUUAGAAUAACAAUGGUUCCAUCAUAAGGAGCUCUUUUUCCCGCUAACUAAACUUGGUGCAGCCUUAAAGUAUUGUGAAUGUAUUAAAAUGAAAAGAAUAUAUGUAAGUUCUUCAAAUAGUUAAA
Molecule: messenger RNA, 1434 nt
Organism: Drosophila erecta
Lineage: Eukaryota; Metazoa; Arthropoda; Insecta; Diptera; Drosophilidae
Exons: 4
Coding region: 82-1314 (410 amino acids)
Source: RefSeq, a predicted model, not a curated record